UAAACCCACUGUUGUGAAGUAAUAUUUUACUUUUUUAGAUACUUUGAUUUAGUAAAUAUAUUUUAUCCAUCUUUCAAUUACAUAUUUAAUUAACCCUAGAGUAAAGCAUUCAUAUACUCUCAUUUUACUCUAUUCAUUAUACAAGGGGAGGUUAUAGUUCCACCUUUUUAAUAGCUUUCCUGAAUUAUAGUACACACAAUAUAAGCGUUUGUAUUUUGCUGUACUUUUUUUAAAAAAAAAAUUGAGGUCACAUUUUUAAAUGUAAAAAAUAGAGUUUAUUAUCAUGGAUCAAGAAAAGAUGUAGGUAUUAUAAUUAUUACAAGAAUAUAGAAAGAGGAAAAACAUCACAGAUAUAUGUUUAAAGACAUUUAUUCUCUGAGUAUGUUACAAGUCACACUAUAGUAAGCAAAUUUAUGUAGAAGACUGAUUAUUUCUCACCUUAAGGAAAAAUAUUUUAAAUUAUCCUUUAUUUUCUCAUGAUAUCCAAAUCCUGUGCUGUAAAUUAAAUCUCAAAGGAUAUUUGGCCUAUUGGCAUCAAAUUAAUAAAAAUUUGCUGGAUUAAUGUUUUUCAAUUUAUUUGAACCCUAGGAAAUCCAAAGUUUAGAUACAAAUUUGAGUUCAACCAAGAAUAAUAUCUUUCAAUAUAUUUGAAGCCUAGAAAAUCCAAAAUUUAAUAAAAAAUUAAAUUACUAAUUUGAUGGCAAAUGUGGGUAAAUAUCUUCUGCCUAAUUAAAUCAGUAUACAGAGCAAUUUGAAAUCCUCCCUAAUAAUAUAUAUACAUAUUGGCACCUUCAAGAAAUGAUUGGGAAUGAAUACCAAUGAAGAGUUUAGGAAAGUUCUAUUUGAAUAAAAAAUAUUACCCGUGUUAUAAUCAAAUAUUUAAAAGAAAAUUUAACUACACGGUGUUUGAUUUUAACAAACUCAAUGUAAAAACAAAUAAGGCACUUGGAUUGUUUGGCAUAUCAGAGCUAAAUAACCCCGAUGGGUUUCUAAUAUUGGAAAAAAGAGCAUUAAAUAAGUGUGAUGAUGUAUUAGAUCAAAUUUUAUCUAACAACCACAAGAAAAAGUUAAUAGCCCUAUUUGAUGACCUGUCAGAUACAUUAUGCCAAGUUGCCGAUUUAGCCGAAUUUAUUCGUACUUGCCACCCUCAAAAUUCUUAUUCACAGGCUGCCCUUAAAACAUAUCUUAAUGUUAGCAAUUAUGUUGAAAAAUUAAAUACAAAUGUGACCCUUUAUAAAACUUUAAAAAAUGUAGUUGAUAAUAAUGAUGCAGCUUUUCCCAUGGAUGAUGUAGAUUUUACCACUGGUAAAUUAUUUUUAUUUGAUUUUGAACAAAGUGGCAUACACCUGAGUGAUGAUAAAAGGCGACGUUUUGUUAAAUUAUAUGAAAAGCAAAUCAUAUCAAAUAAUAAAGUGAUGGAAGCUUUUAAUGAGCCUGUGAUAGUUAAAAAUUGUUCUAAAGAAUUAAACGAUUAUGUUGAAUCAUGUGAUAAUGGUUUUAUGGUACCCUGUAAUUAUAUGCAUAUACACAAUGAUAAAAAUCGUGAACAAAUGUAUAAACUCUAUAAUCAUCAAAACAUACACAAAGAGGAUCUUUUGAAAAAUAUGUUGAAUGUGCGCCAUGAUUUAGCCCAAGUUUCUGGAUUUAAUUCUUAUGCAGAUAAAAUGAUUCAUAACACCUUAGCAGGCUCUUUAAAUUGCUUAAAUCAUUUUUUUGAAUAUUUCAAUGAUAAAUUACUGCCAUUUUUAGGCACAGAUAAAACGAAAUUGUUGAAGAUGAAAAAUUUAAAUGAUAUAAUAAACCCGUAUGAUGGUUCAUAUUUAAUAAUGCAAUCAAAAAAAAAUAUCCUUCAGUAUAAUUAUGAGCUAUCCAAUUAUUUAUCACUUAGCAAUGUCUUGGAGGGUCUAAAUGAAAUAAUUGAUUCAUUGUUCGGCUUAAAGAUGUGUUUAGAGCAUUACCAAGACACCGAGAGCUUGUGGGCCUCAAAUAUAUUAAAACUGGGCUUUUAUCCUAAUAAAGGUGCAAACCCUUCCGCUCUAGGUUAUGUAUACUUGGAUCUAUUCGCUAGAAAUAAUAAACCCUCCUUGGAUUGUCAUUUUACUGUCAGAGGAGGUAGAAAUAUCGGGAACGAAAGUGAUGGCCAUGAACAUUACCAAUCACCCAUCAUAGUAAUAUCCUUAAAUUUAAAUUACUUGCCCAACAUUAAUGAUUGUUAUCUAACUCCUUCGUCACUUGAAAACCUAUUUCACGAAAUGGGACACGCCUUUCAUUCCAUAUUAGGUCGAACUCGGUAUCAGCAUGUCACGGGCACUAGAUGCUCCACAGAUUUCGCGGAAAUACCUUCAAAUUUGAUGGAAAUAAUGGCCAGCGAUUUUCGAGUCCUUAAAAAAAUUGGCAGGCACAAGACCGAUCGCAGCUCUCCUCCUGACGAUUUAUUGAAAGCUUAUCUAGAUCACAAAAACCACUUUCUUGCCCUAGAAAACCAAUCCCAACUCUAUUAUUCCACUUUAGACAUAGCCCUACACUCUAAUUCGUACUCCUACGAUCGAUCAUUGCAAGAACAAAUUAUUAACGAUGUUCAACUGAAAUUUGACCCUUAUGCCUCAGUCCCUGGGGUGUCUCCCUAUCUCAAAUUUCAUCAUUUAGUUGGGUACGGAGCCAAAUAUUAUUCUUAUUUAAUAGCUAGAGGGGUGGCUAUAGAUAUUUGGUCCAGAUAUUUUGAACAAGAACCGUAUGGUAGUCUAGCCGGGCAAAAAUUUAAUACCUUAAUACAACAUGGGGGCGAAAAGGAUCCAUCUUCUAUAGUGAAAGAAGUGCUUGAAUUAGAGGCCCCUUUAAAUAUUAACACAUUUGCCGACUCUAUUAUCAAAGAUAUCGAAAGGAGAUAUGAAUCAUAAUUUUUUUUAUUAACUGUACAAUAUUUAAUGCAAAUUUCGAUUUUUUAUAAAAAUUUCUAUUAUACACAAGAAUUUAUAAUAAAUAUCA
Molecule: messenger RNA, 2985 nt
Organism: Gordionus sp. m RMFG-2023
Lineage: Eukaryota; Metazoa; Nematomorpha; Gordioida; Chordodea; Parachordodidae
Product: mitochondrial intermediate peptidase-like
Exons: 7
Coding region: 819-2897 (692 amino acids)
Biological process (GO): peptide metabolic process
Cellular component (GO): mitochondrion
Molecular function (GO): metalloendopeptidase activity
Source: RefSeq, a predicted model, not a curated record